AUCGCGUGAGAUUUAACUUUACAAAUUUGGCGGUAGUAAGACGAUGGCGGAAAAUUUAAACGAGUGCAAAGUAGCAUGUCUUGCUACUUUCGACCAACUGGAAGUGGUUUGCCGAGAAGAAGGAGUCAAAUGCAGUGAACUGGGGGUCAACAAGAACAACCUGUGUGACUAUGAAGUGGAAUACCUUUGUAGCUACCGAAGAAAAGUCAUCAAUGAUGGAAAAAGGCAAGAAACGCAGGAAUUGUAUUUGGUUAAAUGGAAGGGCUAUCCGGAGUCGAUGAACUCAUGGGAGCCACGGAAGAACCUAAAGUGCACUGAUCUGCUUAACCAGUUCUGGGAGGAUCUGAUGUGCGAGAUGCUGCGGUUAAAGAAGCGCACAGUCCCCAAAAAACUGGACACUUCCGUUGUCUCUCAUCUUGUCCAGCGAGCAAAGCUUAGGCAAACUCUCAAACUCUGGGAGAAUCACCUGAACAGCCUGGGCUCAAACAAGGGUCGCAUCUAUGUGGAAAACCUGGUGGACAUGGAGGGUCCUCCUAAGAACUUCACCUACAUUAAUGACUAUAAGGUGGGCGACGGUAUCUCUCUCAAUGAGGUGGCUGUUGGCUGCGAGUGUACGGACUGCCUGGACAGUCCUCUGAAUGGCUGCUGUGCCGGAGCCUCGCAGCACAAGUUUGCCUACAAUGACUCAGGACAAGUGCGCGUUCGGCCUGGACUACCCAUCUACGAAUGCAACAGGAGGUGUCGCUGCGGACCCGACUGCCCCAACAGGGUGGUGCAGAGAGGCAUUCAGUAUUCACUGUGCAUCUUUAGGACAGACAACGGCAGGGGCUGGGGGGUACGGACCAUGGAGCGCAUCCGCAAGAAUACCUUCGUCAUGGAGUAUGUAGGAGAGAUCAUCACUACAGAAGAAGCAGAAAGGCGAGGUCAUGUCUACGAUAAAGAAGGAGCCACCUACCUGUUUGACCUGGAUUAUGUGGAUGAUGAAUACACAGUGGAUGCAGCUCAUUAUGGCAAUAUUUCUCACUUCGUCAAUCACAGUUGUGAUCCAAAUCUUCAGGUGUAUAACGUCUUUAUAGAAAACUUAGACGAGAGACUGCCACGGAUCGCUUUCUUUGCCACACGAGGCAUUAAACAAGGGGAGGAGCUCACCUUCGACUACAAAAUGCAGAUUGAUCCAGUAGAUGCAGAAAGCACAAAGAUGGACUCAAAUUUCAGUCUGACAGGACUCCCAGGUUCACCUAAGAAACGCAUGCGUAUAGAGUGUAAAUGUGGUGUUCCAACAUGUCGGAAAUAUCUAUUUUAGAUAACCCAGAGGCUGGUGGAUUGUGUCGUGCCAAAUGUUCACAAAAGAUAAUAGUGGCUGUAUAGGGUAACAGCAGAAUCUCAUUACAUAUUGACAAAAUAUGUACAAAUAAUUAUCCAUGAUUGAUGUCAAAGAGUUUCAUAGCAGUUUAUUUAAAGAUUUUCAUAUGUAAAAGGUCUGGUUAUAUCAGUGUUUUGAGUUCUCUGAUUCUGCUCUUCGGCUAAUUCCUAACUUCAUGAGUUGAAGAGGAUCAACACACAUCUGUAGAACUGGAAUGUGAUACCCCUGGUUUAUAUAUUUUUUUCAAAAUUCAUUUAUUUAAUCAGUUGAAUGUUCUUCCCUGACAUGCGGCAUGGUGUCAUGAGGUCACAUUUCACUACAUUUCAUAUGUGAAAAUGUACAGGUCUUUGUAAAUGCAGCUUUUUUUUUUUUCUCCUUUCACCAAAAGGAUAUCUAUCAUCGUGGCAGGGGAUCGUGUUUUAUCUAUUUUAAGUGAAAUUUUUAUAGUUUAGUUUUUCAUUUUUAUGAGAAGGCAUUUUAUUUUAUUUUUUUAUAUGUCAGCCAGGUGCAUAAGUAUUAAAACAUACAGUACAGUUUGACACGGAUGUUGGUUAAAUGCACUGAGGAUAGUGUUAAAUCUCUUCUAGUUUUGGUGUAAUCUGUCUGGAAACUUGUCUUUGUGUGAAGCUUUGAUUUCAUUAGCCUGCCAGCAGGGGGCAAAACUGUAUCGCUAAUGCCAGAGAUGUUUAAAAAAAAAAGUGAUUUUUGUGAAUCGUACAUUGAAAAAUAAUUUCUAUUUCCACAGCCAUGAAUUUAAUCUUACCUUGAAUGUUUUUUUUGUUUUUUUUAGCAGAGUGCAGAUGACUGCUUAGUGACAUUCAGACUGUACUGGUUAAAUUAAUCUUUGUUUUUUUCUAAAGAACUCUGUUGAUUUGUCUUCUGUAUUGUAGCAAUAACCUGUGAUGUACAGGUGGGUGGCGAAGGAAAACCUUCAAACUUAGCUUUAACUUAAGGAGCUUCUUACUAACAACAUUCCCUCAGUUGGUGUUUUAAUGCCGUAGCCGUCUAACAUAUCACAUGAGAUCUAGUGCGUGUGAAGGCCAGGGCAUGUGAUACACAUCAGUUUUGAUACUCCUCAAUCCCAAAACUCAAACAAUGUUA
This is a messenger RNA of Hemibagrus wyckioides, 2464 nucleotides long. RefSeq names its product SUV39H1 histone lysine methyltransferase b (gene suv39h1b). Lineage: Eukaryota; Metazoa; Chordata; Actinopteri; Siluriformes; Bagridae. Gene Ontology annotation, molecular function: protein binding; zinc ion binding; histone H3K9 methyltransferase activity. The coding region runs from base 44 to 1303 and encodes 419 amino acids. Gene Ontology annotation, cellular component: nucleus. The record is from RefSeq and is a predicted model, not a curated record. The transcript has 6 exons.